Rotaria sordida is the source of this 936-nucleotide messenger RNA. NCBI's taxonomy places the organism in Eukaryota, Metazoa, Rotifera, Eurotatoria, Philodinida, Philodinidae. The record is from the annotation of a GenBank genome assembly.
AUGUCGAGUUAUAUGAAUGAUGAAAAUAAUGAUAGUUCAAAUGAUCUUCUUCAUCCACUUAUGUCUGUUAAUAAUCGAUUUGAUUCAGGUUAUUUAACAUUAUCAUCUUCAUAUUUAACAUCUCCAUCUCGUUUAUCACCAUCUAUUGUUGUUUUUAAUCAAUAUGAUUCUCCAAUAUCUGAAUAUAAUAUUCAAUCUCCAAUAAAUCCUAUAAAACAAAAAUUUCAUUCAAUAAUUGAUUAUGAAAAUUAUAUAACAACAAGAAAAUAUUUUGAUAUAUUAACACAAUUAUAUUAUCGUAAUACAUAUCAUUUAAUUGAUAAUAUAUUAAAAAAUUUAUCAAAUAAUGAUUUAUAUUAUUGUUUAAAUGUAUGUAAACAAUGGAAUUUUAUUUUAAAUAAUUAUUAUCAACGUAAACGAACAAAAAAUGUUAAACGAAAUUUAUUUAAUAAUAAUAAUAAUACUAUUGAACAAUCAUUAAUAAUAAAUAAAAAAUUAACAAGUACACCAAUGCAAACAAUAACAAAUACAAUUCAUUCAAGAUCAACAAUACCAUUUAAUAUUGAAAUAACAAAUAUAGAAACAAAUAGAAUUCAAUCUCAAAAUCAAUCAACAGAAGAUAAUAUUAAUCUUACUGCAAGUACAAUGACAUUUCGCUAUGGAUAUUUAAAAUAUUUACAUGGACCAACAAUUCCUAAACGUUGUCCACUUUGUGGUUUUGUUUCUAUUGUUGAUGUGAAUGAUCAGCAUGGUAUUUGUACAAAUCCAUUAUGUCAAAAUAAUUUUUGUCAAUAUUGUUCAGGACCUUAUCAUCCAUCAAGUCCAUGUAAAACAACAAUAGGUCCAAUAAAAUCUCCAUGGCGUAAACGAGCUUCUAUAUCACCUAUUUUUUCAAAUAAAACACGAAAUAAUUUACGACGAUUAUUAAUGCGUUAA